GAAUGCUUUUGGCGGUCACCGAGAAUGCAACAAGCUUGGCGAUUUGUGGAAUACGGUCGUGUCUCUUUGCGUAACGUGAGUAUUCUAUGUAAUUUUGAACGUGUCCUGUCAAGCCCACAUCAGAGCCCUAGCGUGAAGUGUUAACCGACGUUCUGUUUUUCGGUACUAUUUUACUUCGAGACAGUUAGGGUGUGUAUCAAGAGCAUUUAUUCAUCACCAUUCACUCGCUUUUAAACGGUAGACAGGUUAUCGAGUGAGUCUGUGCAUAUGUGCGUGUGUGUAUCCAUCUGAAGUGUUUAGACAAUAGUAUCGCGUGUGAAUUGAAGUUAAUAAGUGAAAGCUAAAAUAGUGCUUAAAUCGAAGCUAAAAGAGCGUGACCAAGUAUUGGAAAGCAGGGGAUGAGGUGUGUCGUGCCGCAGUUAGCCUGGUGGCUCGACACUAGCCCACUGUUCAGUGUCGAUUUCCAGCCGGCCAACGAAGAUGGCUCUUUACGGAUGGCUACGUGCGGCACCGAUACACACGUUCGAGUGUGGUGGCUUAAACUUGAAGUCGAACGACAACCGACCGAAAGCAGUCCGAAGAAUAUCGAACCAUCUGCAAGCACCAACAGCGGCUUAACAGUGCUAGAUUCACCGAAAAAAGCCAAGGACAGAGAUAAGAUUGAUAUUGAACUUCGCGCUGAUCUGACCCGGCACCAGCGGACGGUUAGCGUCGUGCGGUUUUCACAUACAGGAGAAAUCCUCGCGUCAGGUGACGAUGAAGCCAACAUUAUCCUAUGGAAGCUACAAAGUUCAUUUGAUGGAGCUCCCCAGCUAUUUGAUGCAAGCGAAAACAAGGAAAACUGGCAGGUUUACAAGGUACUGCGUGGUCAUAUCGAGGACGUAUGCGACCUGCAAUGGUCUCCUCGAGAUUCCUGUCUGAUAUCGGGCUCCAUUGAUUCAGCAAGCAUCCUAUGGGACGUAUCAACAGGCCGCUCACUAGGGUUUUUCAAAGAGAGGAAAGGUUUCAUUCAGGGUGUAGCCUAUGAUCCGAGAGGGCGAUUUGUAGCAGCUCUUAGUUCUGAUCGGCAGAUGUACGUCUAUUCGACAGAUACACGAAAAAAGAUUUGGGUUGCCGCCAAAGCCGAAAUACCCCAGAAUGGCGAUAGAGAGGUCUUGUCGACGCGCCUCUUCCAUGAUGACACGUUAAAAUCAUUUUGCCGACGGCCAGAUUUUUCCCCUGAUGGUGAAUUCCUUGUAGCGCCAUCUGGCGUCAUAGAAAAUAACGGCCAAAUCACCAACUGUAUCUACGUAUUCCACAGGUCGAACUUUUCCAAACCGGUGGCUUUAAUUCCUACCGACAAACAGGUUACGACGGUUGUUCGUUUUUCAAAUAAGUUCUACAAGACGAGACACUCUAGUGGCAGUGCCGUAGUACUCCCUUAUCGUAUGGUAUUUGCUGCAGCAACGAUAAACAUGGUUCUGGUUUGCGAUACAGAGACCUUCACUCCUUUCGCUAUGAUCUCUGACGCACACUAUGCACGAAUCAGCGACUUGACAUGGUCGCCUGACAAUCACACGCUAAUGGCGUCCUCGACAGAUGGCUAUUGCUCGUUUAUGUUUUUUGAGGGCCAAGAACUUGGAGAGCAGUACCAAGGUGAUUUACCUCAUAUCCAUGUAGUUGAAGAUGUUCUAACAAGGCGGAAACGUACGAAAGCACCCAAGAAAAAGGACGAUUCAGGGGGAGAGAGGAAAGAGGCUAGCGAUGGGGAUCCGGAUCAAGAAGAGAUGAUGGACGUCGACGACGACAUGGACGAUGAUGUCGAUAAUGUCAACCUCGACGAUACGCAACAUAGUGGAGACGGAAACGAUUCGGAAGGAAAAGCGACGCCGAACGGAAGCCCCGCCAAGGAAAAGGAAAAUAAGGAUGUGUCUAUGACGCUAACGACAGCAAUAACUGGCAUAAAGAAAAAAGAGUUGGCAAAAGAGUCGCCCUCACAACAAAAAAAAUCUGCCACUCUGAAUACCCCACAACAAGUCGUGGCCGUUGAUGUCAAAGACGAGAAGCGAGUCACACUGACAACACUUGAUCCACCUCCUAAAGGCAAAUAGUAGCAAAAUCAUUGUUUAAAGGUCGACUUUUUCCAAGGCUUUUAGAGGGGUAAUUUUUUUUCUAACUUUUUCUAAGUGGCUUACCUACAGACUAAAGGGCAUGCAAAAAACAACGGUAAAUCUGCGAAGAUCAACGCGGUGGUUCUUCGAGGCUAUAUUCUCGACAAUCAUAAAGCUUAGCAUGGAACUAGUACGUUUUUUCAUAUGUAAUUUGAAGGGAACUAUGUAGCUUGAAAAACGUAAGUAAUGUAUAAUAAGCAUACCUGAAUGUACAAUAUUUCAUAAAAGUUGUUUGACUUAUUCAAAUUAGCAGGUCACAUCUACACAGGAAGAUGUGAUAAUUGACAAGAUUGGUUCACUGCCUUAGCUUCUAUUUGAUGAAGAUUCAGUUUGUGUGUGAAUACAUGUGUGAGAUAUAAAAAGUAGCCGAUAUAUGUGACGUUCUUUCUCUUUUGUUUGUUUUGUAUUGUAGAUGAACAAAAAUGAUGCCGUAGAGCAAUCUGUGUAUGAUGAAAACCAUGCUGGCAGCGCAACCACGUUAACAUGGGCAAAGCAAAUACUGAUAGUUGUUUAUGUAUAAUAAAAUUUAGACUAGCUGAUGCGUGUCUUAAAACAGCUGUGUGUCAAAAGAAACAUAUAUAUGCAAUGAGUGGGACUAAUAAAGGUUUGCUAAUAAGUUAUGUAAUGAAAAAUAUAUAGCGCAAAUCAAUUGAGCUGUAAUCACUAGGCUUGUAUUGGUUCAGCGCUUUAUAAGUAACACUACACUCACCUAGUUCGACUACAAGAAUAACAAAAAACUCUUAUCGUAUGGUGAAAUAAUAACGAAAUUGAUUAAGUUAU
Molecule: messenger RNA, 2930 nt
Organism: Varroa destructor (honeybee mite)
Lineage: Eukaryota; Metazoa; Arthropoda; Arachnida; Mesostigmata; Varroidae
Gene: Caf1-105
Product: chromatin assembly factor 1, p105 subunit
Biological process (GO): DNA replication-dependent chromatin assembly; nucleosome assembly
Cellular component (GO): nucleus; CAF-1 complex
Molecular function (GO): protein binding
Source: RefSeq, a predicted model, not a curated record